AGUCCCAACGGUGCGCACGCUCGCUCAACACACCUCCCACAUCACACGGGCAUCUUCUCACGAUAAAAAAGUGCUUGGCUCCACCUCGUGGGACUGAACGCAGGGUGAAGCCGACGCUUCCCCACACGCACGACGGCGUUCCCAACCGGACUAAAUACGGGUAUUAAAUGGGGCAAAUUACAGGAUCGUCUGCCGAGCAGGAAACACUGUUGCAUUUCCAUUUCAAAGAAAGAAAGAAGAGCAAUAACUACAUGCAGAAGAAAUAUACAUCCAAAAAGAAAUAUAUUUAUAAACUAAAUUUUAACAGAUUUAGAGGCAACUGUUGUAAUUUUACAGAGACAGCUAUCCAAUAAUAAUAUAGGGCCAUUUAGCAUGAAUUCUUUAACGUUUUUGAUACUUUAAAGUUUAAAAUACAAGUAUUAAAUAGAGCUGCCUGCUACAACAUUAAAGCACUACGUACAUGUUAAUGUACAAGCUUUAAUAAUCAAAUAAUAUCUAUAUUUCUAAUACUUAAGAACAUUAUACAUCAACUUCAAUUGAGUAUUUUAAUUGAAUAUAUUUUCAAAGGAAAUAGUUUAAUUAUUACUUAAAUGUAUUUGAAAACUCAAGAAAUGAGUUUCUUGGUAGGAAGUGUAAUUCUUACAUGUGAUUAUUGUCAUUUGAGAACAGCACCCUCAACAUAAUGUACACAUGAAUUAAUAAAUAAAUAUAAUUCAGUAGUAAUAUGUACACACAUAGUGUAAUGGGCCCUAAGUCCAUCUUUAAUGUUAAUACUUUAGUCGGUUAGAUUUACUUUUGACAAACUGCAGGUGCAACUCCCCGCAGGACCGCAGGGGGGCGCGCAGAGGCCGCCCGGCUGACCGUGACGUCACCGAGGCUCGUUGGGUGCCGCUGUGAGCUCGCGUGUCUCCCCGGAGCUCCUCAGUGCUGCUGGAGGAGAGCAGGAGCGGCUGUGACCGGCGGGACGAAACGCAAUCUGUGGACCAUGGACGCGUUUACCGCUUGUGGAUCAUGUUUUCGCUGCACAUUGGAAAAAUAAGCGCCGUCUGAUCCCUUUCGGCCCUCCGAGAACGAGGACCAAAUGCCACUCCACUGAGAAAAAAGAAAAAAGAAAAAGAGGAUUAAAGCAGGAAUCCGUCACCUCCCCCCCCCCCCCCAAGUAGGUGCGAAUUGCCGGCUGCCAUCAUGGGGAACCAGCUGACCGAUAUUGCUCCCAACACGUCCUUUCUGCCAAACUUCCAGUCCCUGCACGUGGUGGUCAUCGGGCUGGACUCGGCCGGCAAAACCUCCCUGCUCUACCGGCUCAAGCUGAAGGAGUUUGUGAAGACCAUCCCCACCAAGGGCUUCAACACGGAGAAGAUCAAGGUGGCCGUCGGGGCCUCCAGGACCAUCAACUUCCAGGUGUGGGACGUGGGCGGCCAGGAGAAGCUGCGCCCCCUGUGGAAGUCCUACACCCGGCGGACGGACGGGAUGGUGUUCGUGGUGGACUCCACCGAGCCGGAGCGGAUGGAGGAGGCCAAGGUGGAGCUCCACAAGAUCACGCGCACCUCGGAGAACCAGGGGGUUCCCGUGCUCAUCCUGGCCAACAAGCAGGACCAGGCGUCGGCCUCGCCCGCGGGCGAGAUGGAGAAGCUGCUCGCCGUCCACGAACUGAGCGCCCACACGCUGCACCACGUGCAGGGCUGCAGCGCCGUGGACGGCCGCGGGCUGCAGCCGGGCCUGGAGAGACUCUACGAGAUGAUACUCAAGAGGAAGAAGAUGGUGAAGCACAACAAGAACAGAAAGAGAUGAACUCCUGGCUCCCGCCGUGAAGACUUGAUCCACCGCCGAGGCGCUGUCGAGCCUAAUGGCCCCUUUUUUUUCCCCCCAACGGGAGACGCAGCAACAAUUACACGUGACCGCAGGGUCAGGAGAAAUGGAUUUGCUCAUAAUAAUUGCUAAUAAUUAUUGGCAUAUUCUUCGUCCUGCAGCUGCCCAACAUUUUAUGAUUUUAAAAAGGGAAUCUUGAGUAUUUAGUCUUCACUAAGUGCUUUUUUUACACCUGUUUUAAGGAAUUAUAGCGAGAUUUCUUUUCUGUUAUCAGUAGGACUAAUAUUGAGCUCAUGUUUCAGGUCCCUAUAAUAUAUAAAACGUCCUUUUAAUCCUUCACAAGCUUGCACGGAUUCUUUCCCACUAAAUUGCUGUUUUUCGUUCCACAGAUGCUUCCCUGAAAUAUUUAUUCCACGUUUGUUGUGCUCGCGUCGGACGGAGGGACAUUUAGUUGAUGAUGUGAAAUGAACGAGAGCUCGGUGGUGAUGAAGAUCUGAAAAUGUCCUUGCCAUGGAACUGUAAUCCCAAGUGCAUUCCUUAUGUGGCCACAGAAGUUAAGUUUCAGUUUCUAUGAUAAUAAUGUUUAUACAAAUUGUACAUUUUUGUAACACUAAAGACUUAAUAAAUCUACACACGGUACAGAA
This is a messenger RNA of Pungitius pungitius (ninespine stickleback), 2453 nucleotides long. RefSeq names its product ADP-ribosylation factor-like 4D (gene arl4d). Gene Ontology annotation, cellular component: plasma membrane; cytoplasm. Bases 1186 to 1791 code for a protein of 201 amino acids. The transcript has 2 exons. Gene Ontology annotation, biological process: intracellular protein transport; vesicle-mediated transport. The record is from RefSeq and is a predicted model, not a curated record. Gene Ontology annotation, molecular function: GTP binding; GTPase activity. Lineage: Eukaryota; Metazoa; Chordata; Actinopteri; Perciformes; Gasterosteidae.